UCGCAAUCUUGAAGUCGACGAUCAGUUUGAGCUUGUCCGUGGAAGCCGUCAGUUCGGUGUUCGGUCUUUCAGUUCCUAUACUAUAUGCUAUAUAUUACUAUACUAUAUAGUGAUUUUUUCGCUAUUGGUUGUAUUACAUUUUCUGCUGUGAAACGUGCGUCCAUCGAGGUUCGCGUGUGCUGUGUGUCCGUCGGUCUCUGAAAGCGAAAACUGGCGCUCAAGUUCAGUCAGCGAUUUGUCGAUUUCUAUGCAAAUCAUUACUCGGAAAAGAAACACACAUAUAACCCAGAGUCAGAGUCAGAGUCAUAGAGUCGCAGACGGAGACAUAACAACAAAAGACGGCGUGCUAUUUUUAUUUUGCUAAAUGUCGACUUGAGGCUCACGUCGCCGGAGCAGAGCCAAAGUCUCCGUUUCAAGACUUGCGAGAGACUGUAACCCGAGUCGCGGUUCGCAAAAAAAAAAAACAGACAAACAGAAACAGAUUGUAUCUGUAUCUAUAGUCGCGACUUGCGGCUCGUUUUGUGCGCGCACAUUCGGUGUAUCUGUAUCUGCGGCAAAAAGCGAGCGCAAAAAGUAAUCAUAAAGGAAAAAUAAAUAAAUAAAAAGACUGCCGCUCGACAGCCUCCAGAAGAUAGAUUUCCCCCCGCCAGAAAUCAGCUGAGUCGGCAGCGAUAUGAUGUGAGUGGAUCGCCGCAUCCCAGAGAUUUCGGAGAUUUUUUGAGCAGGAAGUAGACAAGCAAAUCGAAUCUAUCAAGUAGAAGAGCAAAGCCAUGGAAUAUCUUUGCAUACUGAAUGCCUUCGAGCAGAAUUACUACAACCGCAUCAAGGAAAUCGAGCGAUUGGCCGCCGCUGCCGCAGCUGUAGCAUUCUCCUCCUCCUCAUCGUCGGCAUCCUCCACAUCCUGCUCGAGUGGACCCUCCACUUCCUCAUCCGCCUCCUCCACGGCCAGUUCUCCUAGUUCUUCGGCCCAGGUAGCCGCUGCCCUGGCGGCCACUCAAAGACUGGCCGCUUAUCACGGAUCCCAGAACCAGGGGGCCAUGUUCUACCAUCCUCAGCAGCAGCAGCAACACCAUCAUAAUCAUAAUCACCACCACCUCCAUCGCCAGCAGCUGGAGCAGCUGCAAUCCGGCAAUCAGCAGACGCAUCCGCAUCCGCACACAUCGACGGAUCCCAAUGCCUCCUCCAUGGCCAAUAGCCUCCUCUGGCAGCCCUGGCGGGAUCUCCAGCAGGCUGCGGCCAUGCAUCAUCAGUUAUACAGGCAGCAGCAGCAGCAGUUGCACAAAGAAAUGCGUGUGACGUCCAAGGAGCUGCCCACCACCAAAUGGCGACGCGAUCGGCGUCAACGGACCGCCGAGUAUCAGGUUCACGAGGUUCAGGGCGCCGGGAGCAGCGAAAGGGAGAGGGAAAGGGAGCGUGAACACGAGGAUCGGGACAUGGACAGCCCCAUUGAUAUGUCGGUGACCACGGGAGCCCUGAAGCAGCGGGCCUCUCCGCCGCCACCCUAUCGCGAACCUCUGCCCGGGACCAACUAUGCGGCCAACAGCCGACCCAGCGUCAUCACCCAGGCUCCACCCAAGCGGGAGCCACCCGAGCAGGCCCACCAAUCCUCAGACAUGGCGAUGUGCGACAUUGACGAGCACUUCCGGCGCUCGCUGGGCGAGAACUAUGCCGCCCUGUUCGCCAAGAAGUCGCCGACGCCCACGCCCACACCGACGCCCUCGCCAGGCGGUACGCCCAAGCAGCAGGUUUCGCCACUGGCCUACGGACCACCAGCAGCAGCAACAGCACCAUUAUCAUCAUCAGGAUCUUCAUCAUCAUCGAGCAGCAGCUACCAUCUGGCCAAACCUGGUUUGGUUAUUCCCAUGGAGCCGGAAUUGGAGCACUCGGAACUGCCGCCGCCGCAGGAGGAACCGCUGCCGCUCUCGCUGGCACUGCAUCGCACUCAAACGCCGCCAUCGCCGCCGCCCUCGGCCACGCUGCCCAUACCCAUAACCAUGCCCAUGGAGGCAGCGGUGGCCGCCAAAAGGAUGCUGGAUACGCCACCCAGAUACAAUACACCACCGCCGCCGCCGCCAGCUUAUGGGACAGCCGGAAACUCGGUUACUCCAACGCCAACUUUGACACCCAGCACUCCUAAUCCGAAUCCGACUGGAAAUCCGAAUCCCACGCCCUCGCAGAUUCCCACGCCCACGCCCAGCAUGCCGGCCAUCAUUCGGGUGAAGGCUGAGCCUGGUUUGGCGACGGCUGCGGCUGCCGCUUCCUCCACGCAGACGCCGCCCGCCUCGCCCACCUCGUCCACGAAUAUCUCGAUAUUCACCAAGACUGAAGCCUCGGUGGACGAUCACUUUGCCAAGGCGCUGGGCGACACCUGGAAGAAGCUGCAGGGUGGCAGCAGCGCGGAAACAAGGAAUCUCAUGCUGAUGUGA
Molecule: messenger RNA, 2426 nt
Organism: Drosophila takahashii
Lineage: Eukaryota; Metazoa; Arthropoda; Insecta; Diptera; Drosophilidae
Source: RefSeq, a predicted model, not a curated record